GGGCGGCGGCAGCGGCGCGCUCGGUAUCGGCAGCGCUAUCAGCGACGGCAGCGAUAUCAGUAACGGCCGCGGUAACGGUAGCGGCAUCGGCAGCGCUGUCAAUAUCGGCAGCCGUAUCGAGCGACGAUGUGAGCCGCGGUCCCGGGCAUGGCCGAGCCCGCCGGAGGGGCCGGGCAGCGCCCGCCGCCCGCGGGGCGCAGGAGGUGACGGACUCCCCAUGAGAGCCCCCGGCAGGUGAGGUGCUCGCGGGACGCCGGCGAUCGCUGUGUGCUGAGGCUGGCACAGAGACAUGAGUGGCAGCACGAGCCAGCGCGCCGCCGCCCUGGGGGUCCUCUUUGCCCUGAUCAUGUUGCUGAUCAUCUACAGCUCCGGCAACGGGAGCGAGGUGUUCCCCUACAGCCGCCUGCGGGGCAGAGCCCGCCGGCCCCCCGACCUCAAGAAGUGGGGGGUGAAAAGCGGGUACCUGCCUGUCUGCGGGAACAAGCAGACCCUGACCACCCGCUGCCACCAAUGCGUCAUUGUCACCAGCUCCAGCCACCUCCUGGGCACCCACCUGGGCACGGCCAUCGACGGGGCUGAGUGCACCAUCCGCAUGAACGAUGCUCCCACCACGGGCUACAGUGCUGAUGUGGGCAACAAGACCAGUUUCCGUGUGGUGGCCCACUCCAGCCUCUACCGUGUCCUCAAGCGGCCCCAGGAGUUCGUCAACAAGACCCCAGAGACGAUGUUCAUCUUCUGGGGGCCGCCCACCAAGAUGCAGAAGAGCCUCCUGAAGAUCAUCCAGCGCGUCUGCGCCUCGUUCCCCAACAUGACAGCCUACGUUGUCUCCCCCGGCCGCAUGAAGCAGUUUGAUGACCUGUUUCGGGGAGAGACAGGGAAGGACAGGGAGAAGUCUCGCUCGUGGCUCAGCACUGGCUGGUUCACCAUGGUGAUCGCGGUGGAGCUGUGCGACGCCAUCCACGUCUAUGGCAUGGUGCCACCCAGCUACUGCGGCCGCCACCCCCCACCCCGCCGCCUGCCCUACCACUACUACGAGCCCAAGGGCCCCGACGAGUGCACAACCUACAUCCACAACGAGCGGAGCCGCCGCGGCAACCACCACCGCUUCAUCACGGAGAAGAGGGUCUUUGCCAGCUGGGCCAGCCUCUACAACAUCACCUUCUCCCACCCCACAUGGACCUAGGGGCUGCCCCACGCCUGCUGGGCAGUUGGGAUGGAUGGAUGGAUGGACGGACGGACGGACGGACGGACGGACGGACGGAUGGAUGGAUGGAUGGAUGGGGGUUCCCCUGCAUCCCCCUGGCAGUGGUGGGAUCAGGUGCCACCAGCUGCCUCCCACAGCACCGCUACUGUUGUGCAUGGUGGCUCCUGGCACCUGGGAUGUGUUGGGUUUUGAGCUGGUUUUUGGGGACCAGGUGGUGAAUGUAAGAUUUGGAGUGUCCUCCCUCCAUGUGCAGGAUACUUGGGGGUGAUAUCCUGCCCCAUCCUGGUCCAUGCACACUGCAGCCCCUAUGAGGCUGUAAGGGGGUUCCAGGUCCCCUCAGCUCAGUUUGGUUUGCACCACUUCUGGGGUCACCACAGAGACUUUCCCCCAACUGUCUGGGUGAGGAGACCCCCUCUUGGAACUCAGCCCCCCCUGCCAUCCCCAGCCCCUCAUCCCAGUCCUCAGUCAUCCUUCCCACAGCAGAGCCGCACAGUUUUUGGUGGGACCCCACGGGGGUGACAUUACCACCCUCUCUGUCCCAGCACCAGCCCUUCCCAGCACCGCUGUGCCCCCACACUUCCAAAACCUUUCCUAACUGAAAGAUGGGAUUUUUGGGAGCUUUUUGGAGGUUUUGGCUUUUUUUCUUCUGCUUCUAAUUGUGGGGUUUCUACUGGGGUUUCCUGGAAGGAGUGAGCAGGGGCUGCUCAUUAGUGGAAACAAAGGGCCAGCAGCUGCUUAUAAACAAUUUAGAAGUGGGCAGGUAGUGGGGGGCAGCGGUGCUUCUUGGCACCCUGUGGCUGGGACAGGACUUCGUUACUAAUUUCUCAGCAGCAGAGAAGUUGAUCUGGGGAAAGCACCUAAAUCUGGCGUGUUUGGGUGCUGAGCCUUGGCAGGAAUCCAUUCCUCAGUUUCCCUCUGGCUGUGGCUGGGAUUUUGGGGUGCUGGAGGAAGCAGUGGGGCACCCAUGUUUUGUAAUUGUUUGUACAGGAAUAAAUAUUGCUGCAGUCUGUUACCUUGA
Messenger RNA from Camarhynchus parvulus, 2222 nucleotides. RefSeq names its product ST6 N-acetylgalactosaminide alpha-2,6-sialyltransferase 6 (gene ST6GALNAC6). NCBI's taxonomy places the organism in Eukaryota, Metazoa, Chordata, Aves, Passeriformes, Thraupidae. Gene Ontology annotation, biological process: oligosaccharide metabolic process; ganglioside biosynthetic process. Bases 290 to 1183 code for a protein of 297 amino acids. The record is from RefSeq and is a predicted model, not a curated record. The transcript has 7 exons. Gene Ontology annotation, molecular function: alpha-N-acetylgalactosaminide alpha-2,6-sialyltransferase activity.